AUGGACGUUGCAUACAACCAACAUUCCGACCGCGCUCGUCGCAAGAACCGCUCCUCCUCCAAUUUGAACCAUCUCUCUCUCGCGCCCUUGACCGCCAAGCUUCCCCUCAACGACGACGAGCUCAUAGCCGACGCAAUCGCAUCACACCCUCACUCGCCCAUCCACCCAAUUCCUUCUUACAUCCAGGGCAAGUCGGCGCCCACGACUCCGCGUCUUUUCGCUCGCUCUCCUACGGCACCGCGCUCACAGUCCAGCACUCGAACAUCGUCAACACCACUCGCCAAGAGCAAAUCCGCAUCCCACCUCGCUGCCAGCGGAACGCGAAAAGCUCCAUCAGGCCGUGCAACACCCAAACGUCCUAAAGAUGAUAUGAGCUUCAGCAUGCGCCAUCGCAAUGAUAGCGAUUGGCUACUUCGAACAGGCGCGCUCAUGAGCUCCGAAGCUCGUGAGUUCAAGGGUCAGACGUGGCUAGUCUCGCGUCAAAGCUCAACUAGCCUUGGGGGAAUGGACCCUGAUGAGGAUGCCUUUGAGAAUGAGCUUGCCCGUGAACGCGAGCUUACGAGUCGCCAUGCCAGCCGUCGCGGUAGCGUUGCUCCAAUCCCGGAGGAUGCAUCUCCCUAUGCCAGCCGCUUUCCUAGCCGCACUCACAGUCGCUCUCAUAGCUUGACACGGCCCCGGAGCCUACUUCAUUCACCCCUCGAGCUAUCUACGGCUGCAGAAGGGUCUUACUUCCCCCACCAAGGAGUCAACAACGAGCUUCCCGGCCCUGAUUUUGUCAAUCUCGACGAAAAGCUGGAGGAGCUUGAACAGGAUGUGGCACAAGAUGAUGAGGCCACCGUGCGACGGCUGGUUCGAAAAGGCCAAGCUAACACAGGCACCUGGUUUGGCAGCGUCUGGUCUCUUUUCUCAGUAGAAGAAGACGAUGAAGAUUCGGACGAGGACAGUGAUGAGACACCACGAGACAACGAAUCUCAACUCGGCCAGUCUCGUAGCUGGUCGUCCCACAAUUUAGCAGGCAUAUCAACAGUCCCAGACGAGCGCGUGCCUCCUCCAAAAGCUGAUGAAGGCGGUUGGAAGGAUGCAGCCUGGCUGUUGAGUGUGGCCACGAAGGUGAUGUUUUAG
Molecule: messenger RNA, 1122 nt
Organism: Fusarium pseudograminearum CS3096
Lineage: Eukaryota; Fungi; Ascomycota; Sordariomycetes; Hypocreales; Nectriaceae
Exons: 1
Coding region: 1-1122 (373 amino acids)
Source: RefSeq, a predicted model, not a curated record